ACACACACACACUGUCAUACAGAGGCAAUGGGGCCUAGCAGACACAAUCAGGAUAUGACAUCAUUCACAGGAAGCAGAGCCAAACAACUUUUCUUUCUGUUCUCUCUGGUCUUUUGUGUUUUUUCUGAAACAAUUUUAAGUGAUCAAGUUUGCUGAUGCGUAAGAGACAAAAAAGUUUCUUCAGAGGGCAGACCCGAAGUGAUCCAUGUCCUCAGGGAGAUAAAUAGAGACAGAGGAAUUCUCCUCAGCUUUCCCACAGAUCCCCACAGCAUUCCAAACAUUCAAAGCGGGACUCAAGCCAGAAACUUUUCUAAGUUGAUGGAAUAGAAGACCAAACCUUCGGCUUUCCAUCCAUCCUGACUAUCACUGGUCCAGAUUCUACUAUUGGACCCAAUUCAAGGACAUGGCUCUGUGCCUGGGCCAAGUCUUCAGCAAAGACAAAACGUUCAGGCCUCGAAAGCGAUUUGAGCCAGGCACCCAGCGCUUUGAACUAUAUAAAAGAGCACAGGCAUCACUGAAGUCAGGGCUAGACCUCAGAAAGGUUGUGCAGCUGCCCGAGGGAGAGAACAUCAAUGACUGGAUUGCUGUUAAUGUUGUGGAUUUCUUCAACCGCAUCAACCUGAUCUACGGGACAGUCGGUGAGUUCUGCACAGAGAGAAGCUGCCCUGUCAUGUCCGGAGGUCCUCGUUACGAGUAUAGAUGGCAAGAUGGCAACCAAUAUAAGAAGCCCACCAAACUCCCAGCCCUCCAGUACAUGCACCUGCUGAUGGACUGGAUUGAAACGCUCAUCAACAAUGAGGACAUCUUCCCUACACGUGUAGGGGUGCCUUUUCCAAAAAACUUCCAGCAGGUGUGUAAAAAGAUCGUAAGCCGGCUCUUCCGGGUGUUUGUCCAUGUGUACAUCCACCACUUCGACAGCAUUUGCAACAUGGGUGCUGAGGCCCAUGUCAACACCUGCUACAAACACUACUAUUACUUCAUCUCUGAGUUUGGUCUCAUCGAACAAUCUGAACUGGAGCCACUGAGACCCAUGACAGAGAGGAUCUGUAACUAAAACAAGUUGAACAACUUAAUUUUCCAAUUUCUGAUAUCUCAAUGAGCCUAGCAUCUCAAGUAUUCAAACCAUCUAAUAUUUGCCUUCAAGAAUCUUUUUUUAAAUUUUUUUUUUUAUUGCUGUAUUAGGAUCUAAUGCUACAAUGUAAAUGAGCCAAGUAGACAAAUAGCUGUUGUUUCAAAAAUAAUCUAGAAUAUUUAAUGAAACAUCACCUGAUUUGUCCAAUAAUACUAUUUUUGUCAGUUAAUUUUAGAACGUUUGCUUACACAAGAAAUUUCAAAUAGGCAACUUCCAAAAGGGCAUUAUAAAUUUCACAUAGCAUCAUAAUUGGUGCCUGAUGUGAUUUUAUCUUACUGUCUUAAAUUCAUCCUUUUAGCACAAGACAUUUGCUGCAAUCCGUCAACCAAGAACUAAGAUUUUUUUUUACCUUCUACAUGUGAAAGAUUAAUAUAAACAUGAAUAAUUACAUUUUUGGAACAUUCUAUAAUAUGUAGAAUGUUUACAAAAGUACAAGUGUUAGUAUUAUAAUUUAUCUGCCUGAAGAGGAGCAGAGGACUGUUUUUGCAUGGCACGUCCAAGAACUGGGAUAGUUAGAGGAAGACUGGGACAUAACAUUCUUUAUCCAUCUUCUGCACAUUCCACAGUGCAGGGGGUUAACAGGGUAUGGCUGUUUCUUUAAACUUAUAAAAAUGUAUUGUGUUGUUUUCCCUUUAUUUUAUUUAUGCAUGCUUUUAGAGACAUAUUAAUGACAUCAUUUUCAUAACACUUUUCUUAUACAGAUCAGAUGAACAAUUAAAGAACUUC
Electrophorus electricus (electric eel) is the source of this 1858-nucleotide messenger RNA. RefSeq names its product MOB kinase activator 3C (gene mob3c). The record is from RefSeq and is a predicted model, not a curated record. NCBI's taxonomy places the organism in Eukaryota, Metazoa, Chordata, Actinopteri, Gymnotiformes, Gymnotidae.